Pogona vitticeps (central bearded dragon) is the source of this 501-nucleotide messenger RNA. The record is from RefSeq and is a predicted model, not a curated record. NCBI's taxonomy places the organism in Eukaryota, Metazoa, Chordata, Lepidosauria, Squamata, Agamidae.
AUGAUAGCUGGACAAGUCAGUAAGCCCUUGCUGUCACUGCGGAGUGAAAUGAAUGCAGAGUUGAGAGGUGAGGACAAGGCAGCUGCUUCAGACAACGAGCUGAAUGAGCCCCUGCUUGCGCCUGUGGAAUCAAAUGACAACGAGGACACUCCCAGCAAGCUCUUCGGAGCCAGAGGAAACACAGCGCUGUCUGAUGCGAGCACAUCUGAUCAGCACCAACCCAGUCAAUCCCAUCCGGCAUUCCCUGUUGGGCCCCAGCCACUUCUGACGGCUCAGCAGUUGGCCUCAGCUGUAGCCGGGGUGAUGCCUGGAGGCACUCCAGCACUGAACCAGCCUAUCCUUAUUCCGUUCAACAUGGCUGGACAACUGGGUGGUCAACAAGGACUGGUCCUGACUUUGCCUACCGCUAAUCUCACCAACAUUCAAGGGCUGGUAGCAGCAGCUGCAGCAGGAGGCAUUAUGACUUUGCCAUUGCAAAAUCUACAAGGUAAAGCACUUUGA